This is a messenger RNA of Acanthochromis polyacanthus (spiny chromis), 5576 nucleotides long. RefSeq names its product SRY-box transcription factor 13. Gene Ontology annotation, cellular component: nucleus. The transcript has 13 exons. The record is from RefSeq and is a predicted model, not a curated record. Gene Ontology annotation, biological process: regulation of transcription by RNA polymerase II; cell fate commitment. Gene Ontology annotation, molecular function: DNA-binding transcription factor activity, RNA polymerase II-specific; RNA polymerase II cis-regulatory region sequence-specific DNA binding. Bases 307 to 2073 code for a protein of 588 amino acids. Lineage: Eukaryota; Metazoa; Chordata; Actinopteri; Pomacentridae.
GACGGUGAGAGUUGUAAACCACACGAGUAGACACAAAGUCGCCGGGAGAGAGAGAGCGCGUCUGCUCUCCGUCUUCUCAACAGUUACGCACCGCUGCAGUCUCCCUCUGCCCUCCACUGUGUACCACCACCUCCACCUCCACCAGCAGCACCAACAACAACCUGCCUUCUCCUCUCUGAAGGACCGGGAGCAGGAGUCCGGAAACGUAGCGACGAGCUUCUGUCCCAAAACACUGGAACUGCGCAAGUAAAGCGGGAGAGAAAGAGGAGGACGGAAGUUUUCCUCUGUCGGGGCGCACCGGACCGAAUGGUUGAGCCCAGUUCUCCAGCGCUACACCUCCUUCCUCGUGGGGAUGUCAGCAUGGCAAAUGUUGGAGUCAAAGUAGAAAAGGAGGAGUCGAGCAGAACAGAUGGAAUCAAUGCUAAUGCUGUACCUCUUAAGACAUCUCCUUCACAUGAUUGGCCAGGAAAUCAGCUGCUCGAGGCCCGCCAACUGACCCCACCACUGUCCCGCUCCCCCUCGGAGGGCUCUCCAGGUAAAGAGCUACCUCACAGGCAAAGCCCCAUGGGAGUUAUGGAGGCAAGGAUGCAUGACCAUUCAGAACGGCAAUCCAACUUCAAGGAAGGCACCCCGGAGUCUCUGGCAGAGAAGGAGCUCCAGCUGCUGAUGAUGAUCAACCAGCUGAGCGGCCUCAGGGAGCAGCUCCUGGGAGCCCACUCUGAGCAGAGGAACAUGGCCGCCCUGCUGCUGGAGAAACAACAGCAGCAGAUGGAGCUGGCUCGCCAACAACAGGAACAGAUUGCUAAGCAGCAGCAGCAGCUGAUCCAGCAGCAGCACAAGAUCAACCUGCUCCAGCAGCAGAUCCAGCAGGUAAACAUGCCCUACGUAAUGAUCCCGGCUUUCCACCCCAACACCCAGGCCCUCCCGGUCACCUCCGAUCCCCAGAUGACUCUGCCACUGCAACCAAUCCCCUGCAAGCCAACUGUGGACUAUCCCAUGCAGUUGCUGCCGAACACGCAUCCCACCCCUGUCAAGAGGAGCAGUGGUUCCAUCCGACAGGAAGCCAAUCAGCCUCUGAACCUGACCUCCAGGCCCAAGGGGCUGGAGCUGGGUAAAACACCCAGUCCACGUAGUCUGGAGCUGGGAUCACUGGCACUGCAAGGAUCCUACAGACCCAGAGACUUCCAGAGGGAGGUGUCCCACAGCCCACCACGAUCUGCCCUCAGUUUCCUAGGAGACAGCGAUGUGGUCACCCAGGCCAUCCACGAUGCUCAGCAGCUCCUCAGGACUCACAGCAGCGGAGGACGAGAGAGAGACAGGGAAAGACACGGCAGCGGAAAGGAGUUCAGAGGUUCUCCCUGCAAUGAGGGAGCGUCUCACUGUGAGCGGACUGAAGACAGACUGCCGUCCACUGAGGACCACCUCAGCAGUGACUCUGAGGUCCCAGGCGGCUACCCUGAGGCCCGCCACCCUCCCUCCUCGGGACACAUCAAAAGGCCCAUGAACGCCUUCAUGGUGUGGGCCAAGGAUGAGCGGCGGAGGAUCCUGCAGGCCUUCCCUGACAUGCACAACUCCUCCAUCAGCAAGAUCCUGGGCUCCAGAUGGAAGGCCAUGUCCAACCAGGAGAAGCAGCCGUACUACGAGGAGCAGGCGAGGCUGAGCAGGCAGCAUCUGGAGCGCUACCCGGACUACAAAUACAAACCGCGACCCAAACGGACCUGCAUCGUGGAGGGACGAAGACUGAGGGUGGGCGAGUACAAGGCCAUGAUGAAGAGCCGCCGUCAGGAGCAGAGAGCAACCUACAGCCACAGUCAAACAGAACCACAGCAGAUCCAUUACCCCCACACUGACGCCCAGUACCCAGGCGGCUCGGUUUCAGCGAUGCCCUUUCACCCAGCGCUACUGGAGCAUUAUCUGCCUCAAGUCCCACCCGCCCCACGCAGAACCGAAGGCCAGGCCGGGGCCACCCCUCUGCCCAGGGAGAGGGAGAGAGAGCAGCCUCCAUACAGCGAAGGAGAGGACAGCAACGGGGAGGAGAGGAGUGAGGGGGAACUGGUGCUGCUGACAGACUGAGGAAGGACAGACAGAGGGGGGAAAGGAAAAGGAAAAACCUGGGAUGGGAGGAAGGUAAGGGUGGCUGAGGGGAGGAUGUUCUGUGUUCAGUGAAAAAGUACUGACUUAUUCCCCUGUAAAUGAGCCCAGUCUGCAGUAAACCCUCCACACACACAGAGGGAAGCUCUUCUUGUUUCACUUCAUGGCUGUCUUGCUUGCUGCUUGGUGUUAGAAUAUCAGAGGUAUUAAUCCAUUUUGCUCCCAGUUUUCUCACCAUUUUGGCUUUUGACAAACAAAAUGCCGCACAAAGAUUUAGUGAUCUGAGAAAAAACAGGAAACCAUUAAAAGUCCAGUGGAACACACAUUCUUACCUGUUAGAGGAACCUGAGAGCAGCUUGUAUUUUCAGCUUGUCUGUCUGUUAUCAGUAUGUGAGCAGCGCCCCCUUGUGGUGCAGUCUGGUUGUCACUGGAAGGAGCAGAGGUUCUGUCUGCUUCCUGAUUUUGUGCUGAUGACGUGCAUGUUGCAGCACAGGAACUGUAGAUUGUCAGGCUGGGAUGCUUCCUGAAACAAGGUUAGAACGCUCCACAUCACAUUAGAAGGUGAAGAAAGACACUUACAAGUGGAUUUCAGCAGUUUGUAAAUUGCAGCACUACCAUAAAGAGUAAACAACUUUAACUGAAAAGGAUUUGUAAAGUAAUGGUCAGAUUUUUAAUCUUUAUUCCACAUCCCACUCUGAGCUCUUUCAUUCCACGCUCCUGUUUCAAACUGCAUCUCCAGCCACCCAUUUCUUUCCCCUUUUACAUGUGAGCAGAACAAAAUAGUUUUUUUAUUCGAGGGUGAGGAGGAAAAAAACCGAAGAAAUAAAAUUGAAACAAAUUUCCAAUGAGAAAGAAUGACAGCAUAACUCCUGGUCAUUGGUCCUCUUGUUGGUCCACAGCUCAGUGCAUGAAGCAGUCAGUAAACAGCUCCUCCAGGCAGUAAGGUUCUGAGUCCGACUGAAAAAUGAACAUUUAAAAUGAUUUGUGGAAAGUCUUUUUUGUAAAACUGCCAAGAGUUCCUGCUAGUUCCCCUGAUGUACAGCCUGAUGUGAACAGAUGUUUAUCAGACCACAUCUCUACCAGGAGGAGAGUUUAAAGUGACCCCUGAUCAGCCACAAUAGUCCCAGUAAAAAUAAUACAUUAUAUUUAAAGCACCUUUCAAGGAACUCAAGGACACUUUACAGAAGCACACAAAUCAAAAGCUGCUGUAAACCAGAAUCAGCCUUCAUGCAUCCUCAGGUGUUGCAGGUCUCUCAUAUCCUGACUGGAAGCAUCAGGACAGCAUGCUUGUUCUCAGCAGCAUGCUUCAUCCUGGACUGCAGCUCUUUAGUUUUUCUGAAGUGGCUGUCCACCCUGUUUUCUUCUUUUGACUCACAGCAGCUUGUUUUGCUGCUGAAAGGAGGUUGCCAGAAUCUUUUUCUAGUGUGCAUGUUAGGAACACCUUUUCAUCCUGCUGCACGUCUUUUUCUGCACUAGUUUCCAUGGCACCGACUGGAGUAAGCAAGCUUCUUAUUUCAGUGAAUCAGUUCCAAAUAAGUGUAUCACAGUAGUGAGUGGGAAGUUAUUCUUCUGGUUUUUGACUUUGGAGUGCAUUUUUCUGACAUGAAGGUAAAUUAGAAUCCUCCUGUAGCUGCAUUCAGGAGCAUCUCUGCUUAAAACUGAAAAAACAAACAAAAGAACACGGCAGCUGGAGUUCAUUUUUAAAGACUGGGUCUGUCUUCAAGCGACAUGCUUGUUCUCUCUCAGGGUACCUAUGUACUUCCUGUUGUGGCCCAGGCAGUCGACAGUAAACCGCUAAUCACACCCUCGUCCUCUUCCUCACCCUUCCACAUGGCUGAAUUUGUAUUUUUGAGUACCUCUGUGUUAGCUUCCUCUAUGAGUGUUUUUUGAUUGUCAUGCUGACCAUCUCUGAUCCGUCUAUCAAAAUUCCUGGUGUGUUUUUUUUCUGGGAUGCAGCCUCUCAUAACACUGCAGAAAAUAUCCACAUACUGUUAACAUUAUUAUAGUUAUUAUUAGGACCAAAAUGAAGGCAAAGUUCCUCUACAGAGACUAAAGCGUCGUUUCACAUUCCUCUACCACAGAUAUCUAAUUGGAUCAGAGUUUCCACUGUUACUCUUUCACUAUUUCCUCUGGAAUUGACAUUUGCAGCUUUUAAUAAUCACCAUUUCUUUGCAUUGUUAGUAGUGUACACACCAUUGACACUACUUUUUCCCACUGAGAAAUUGUAAAUGUGAGGGCACUGUAUAUAUAUAUAUAUAUAUAUAUAUAUAUAUAUAUAUAUAUAUAUAUAUAUGUCAGGGUAGAGACUGCGAUUUGGUAGAAUUGGAGUUUCUACCAGUAGAGUUUGCGAUUGUAAUCUCUACCAGUAGAAACUCCAAUCCUACCAGUAGAGAUGGAACUUUAAAUCUGACCCCUGCCCUGACCCCUGACCCUAACCUUAAAAGUCUAACCUUAGCCCUGACAAAUCUCUACUGGUAGGAUUGGAGUUUCUACUGGUAGAGAUUGUGAUCGCAGUCUCUACAAUUCUACCAAAUCGCAGUCUCUACCCUGACAUAUAUAUGUAGUUCAGAUGUGGAUGCUUGAAAUCUAGCAGCAGUGACUAUGCUUGGAGCACACAGAAUAGUGGGAGGAAUCCCAAACAGACACAUAGUUCAUUAGGAUGUGUGUAAAAUCCCCGUCUGUCUUUUGAUGGACGCAGAAAUAGAGAAGUUGUGAACUUUAUGUGUGAUGGCAUUUCAGAAAGUGAAAGAAAUCCCUGUUUUUCUGGGUGGCUUAGUACCAAACUGCAUGUUCAGCAGGUCAUCCUCCAGGUGGCGUCAGAGGCUGCUUGGACGCACUUAUCAGCUGCUGUUCUGGUUGAUUACCAAUCAAGAUUCAUCAUGAUGCCACGCGUAAAAACAAAGCUUGUUAGCGUGGUGUUUUCUGAGCUGGUUAAAGCGCUAUUUGUGCACUUGUAGCUCAACAGGCGACAACACAUCCAACUUCCUGACUUAAUGAUUUAGGAUUUUCCUUACAGGACAUGGGGGAUUCUCCAUUCCAUGAAUCAACCUCAGUGAGCUCCAUGCUGCUGCUUUAGCAUACACUGUGUCCAGUGACUGUAGGUUCCUAAAUGAAUUACAUGUUAUUUGCUAUUUUUUAAAUGCUGAGUCAUUUUAAAUGAGCUCAGUUUGUAGUUUUGUGUCAGGAAGUGUUCAAGGUUGACAAAUCAUAAUGGUGGGAAAAGAUCAGGUUCAUACCUCUGGGUUUGGGCUCAUCCAGCGAAAUCUGCUGACUUCAGUGUACACACACAGAAAUCAGAAGGAAAUGUUUCUCUUGUUUUGGUGGAGAUGUGCUGAGUCACCCGUCAUUGCCCUGCUGAUGUAAAUAUAGAAAGAGAUUUUAUUUUGUUUAUAAGAGCUUGUGUAAUUUAAAGGUGUACAUUUCUAUAUGUUUUCUGAUUUUGUGUGUUUGUUUUUUGACUAAAUAAAUUGAUUGUGUUAACUGUG